Messenger RNA from Zasmidium cellare ATCC 36951, 2580 nucleotides. RefSeq lists its product as uncharacterized. Lineage: Eukaryota; Fungi; Ascomycota; Dothideomycetes; Mycosphaerellales; Mycosphaerellaceae. Gene Ontology annotation, biological process: regulation of DNA-templated transcription. The record is from RefSeq and is a predicted model, not a curated record. The coding region runs from base 1 to 2580 and encodes 859 amino acids. Gene Ontology annotation, molecular function: histone H3K36 methyltransferase activity; protein binding. The transcript has a single exon. Gene Ontology annotation, cellular component: nucleus; chromatin.
AUGGCUCCCGCCACGGCUCUGUUGACGCGCGCCGAAUCCUCAACCUCGUCCAUCGGAUCUCACAUCGACGUCGGCCCACUGGCAGCUGACGACAGCGCCGACGAGCCUUCCGCCUCCACCCCGCCCACCAGCGUCUCCGACAGUCGCAGCAUGAACUCGAGCAAGGCGGUCGAUGACUCUGCCCCGCCCGCUGAGGAACCUGCCCGGCGUACAAGACGUGCACGACCUACAAGUUCAUACAAUCUCAAACAGCUUUCUACCGCCCAGCAGCCUCUCACCACCACUUCUCGCAAUGCUUCCGGCUUAUCCGGCCGCACACUAGUCGACAACGCCAAAGACGACGAGCGAGAUACUCCACUCGGCGACAAACUUGACAAGGCCCUCAACAAAGACUGGGAGAUUCCCAAUGAAUCGCCUAAAGGAAAAUUGCCCUCUAGAAUCCAGCGCCAAUCGAGCAUUAGGGAUCGCGUCAAGAAUGCGGCGGGCAAGGCAGGUUCAGUUUUGGGCAAGAGAACCCGCGACAUGGUCGAGACUGGCAGAAGACGACUCGGUAUGACCAAGGAAGAGCAGAGUCCUCAGAAGAAUAAGCUUCUCAAGGAAUUGGACUUGGGCAAGGGAGGCGUAUUGGAUGAGAUGGACCUGGAAGAAGAUUUUGCUGUGCCCACAUUCGCCCGCCCAACCAAACGUUCCAAGACAGAGGCCAAAACAGCGCUGCGAGAAAUCACUCAGCCAAUGACGAUUGGCCAGUUCCAGAAGACGUCAGACGGCAAGAAAGUCAAGAAGUGGCAGCCAGCUGGUCUCUUCGCGGGUCAAGACGAGGAUGCUGAUCCCUCUCACGCUGGAUCAAGGAAGAAAUUGCAGAAGAAGCGCCCAGGGUCGUCCACAUCCGAAGCUGCUCCAGAGCCCAAGAAACGCUCUGUCAUGCCUUUGCCCAUGUUCAGUUAUCUAGACAAUUCUCGUGACUUUGUCAUCCCGUACGACGUGUUUGCUCCAUCCUGGAAGAAGGGUGACGAGAAGCCCAAGGAUUGGCACAAGAUCAACAGGAACCGUCUUGUCGGUGAUGCCAAGGAACUGUGGGACCGCAGCGAACGACUCGCACAAUCGGCAUGUGUCUGCCCAAUUCCUGCUAAAGGCGAGGCUGGAUGCGACGAGACCUGUUUGAACCGUGUGAUGCAGUACGAGUGUGGCAAAGACAAUUGCAACCUCGAUCCUUCACAAUGCAGCAACCGACCUUUUGCAGAGCUUGGAGAGCGAAUCAAGAAGGGUGGAUCUUUUGAUAUUGGCGUAGAAGUCGUCAAGACCGACAAGCGUGGUUUUGGCAUUCGAGCAUGUCGAUCUUUCCGGCCUGGCCAGAUUAUCAUGGAGUAUACUGGCGAGAUCAUCUCAGAGGCCGAGUGCCAGCGUCGCAUGCGAGAGGAUUACAAAGACAAAGCAUGCUACUACCUGAUGGAGUUGGAGCGCAAUUUGGUCAUUGACGGAACGAGAGGUAGCAUGGCUCGUUUCAUAAAUCACUCUUGCGACCCCAACUGCGAGGUACGCAUGUUGAAAGUUGGUGGGACACCUCGCAUGGCUGUGUUUGCUGGGGACUCUGGAAUCAUGACUGGUGAGGAACUCACAUACGACUACAACUUCGACAACUUCGGGGAAACACGCCAGCCAUGCUAUUGCGGCGCUGGAAACUGUAGAGGUUAUCUCGGGAAGCGCUUGAACGCCGCUGAGCAGAAGAAGAUGGCGAAGUUGGAAGAAGAAAAGAGACGUGAGGCUGCGGCGUUGGCGGCCAAGGCAGCAGCUAAGGAACUGGCCAAGAAGAAAGAAAAGGACAGUCGUGGGAGUGGAUGGCGUGGCUGGGUUCCAGUGGAUGAUCCUGAGGUCAAGGCAAAGCUGAGAGAACAGAAGAAGCAGGCUGAAGAAGCAGCGAUGAACUCUUCGCGUGCUCAGCGUCUGGCCGCUCGUGCACGUCGUGGUUCGAUGCCUGCAUCUGAAGCUAAAACAUCGCCCAUGAAGAAGAGGUCUUCUCCGAGACGUCGCAAAACUGCGGCCGUUGACGAAAUAAAGCGGCGGGUGUCGAGAGUGGCCGACAACGACGAGGAUGCCAUCGAGGAUGAGGAUGCCAUCAUCGUCAAGAAGAACACCCUGCGCCGUACAUCGACCGGAUCUCGGUUCACUGAAGAUCUCGACAUGGAGAAGCGUCCAGCGUCGAGACCCAACUCUCGACACAGUGCGUACAAUCGCGCGACUGGCAUCGUGAAGCGAACAACAUACUCUGUCAAGUCAGCCAAGUCGUCGAUGGACCUCAAGCGCCAGCCAAUCACCGAAGAUGACGAUAACAUAACAUUGGGCAAGCAGAUCUCCAACUCGAAUGGCCGCAGCAUGAGCAAAGUGUCGAGCACGAAGGAAGACGAAGAUGAGGAGGACGAAGAUGAGAUGGACGUCGAUGAUGAUGAGGAUGAAGCGAGCGAAGAAGAUGACGAGGAAGAGCCGAUGAUCGAGAAGCCGAAACGCAACAGCUCCAUCUUCAGCCUGGCGAAUUUGACCGGCAAGUGGAAGCAGACGAAAUUGACUUUUGGGAAGGCGCCAUAG